AAAUAUCUUCACCACUGUCGCAGAGCCAACACUAGCAGGUGUGUCUGAGAACGAGAGUCAGUGUGAGAGCUGCUGAACUGGGAGUGAGACGAUGAUGAUGACCAAAGCUUUACUGUCACUUGCUUCUGCUUCUUCGCCAUUUUUAGGUAAUCUUCUUCAUCUUCCUUCUUUUUCCCCUCUUUCCUCUUUUAUUAUUUCUCCUCUUUCUUUUCCUUUUCAUUCUCGAUUUUACUCUUAUCGUCCCAAACAAUCCAAGUAUAUUGAUGUUGAUUUUGAUUUUGAUUUUGAUUUUGAUUUUGAUUUUGAUGACCCCAAAUUGUUUUUCAAUUAUGUUAGACAACAAUCCAAAUUAGGGUUUACCAAUGUUGAACUUCUCCUUUCUCUUUUUGAUCAUAUGAUAUUGAUGCGCCCUCUUCCUGGUAUUAUCGAUUUCAAUACGCUUUUUUCAUCCAUUUGUAAGAUUAAACCCAACCCCCCUUUCUCUACCGUCGUUUCUCUAUACAGGCAGCUACAUUUCUUAGGUGUUCGUCCAAAUCUUUAUUCCCUUACCAUCCUUGCUAAUUGCUACUGUCGUUUGAACUUUGUUGAUUUUGGGUUCUCUGUUCUCGCCAACAUUAUUAAACUUGGUUUUCACCCUAGUAUUGUCACCUUUAAUACCCUCAUUAACGGCUUCGUUCAUACUCAUCAGUUGGACAAAGCUGUUCCUUUAUUGGAUAAAAUUCUCAAGCUUGGCUACCAACCCACAUUAGUCACCUAUGGUUCUAUCUUCAAAGGUCUCUGUAGGUCCGGCGAUAAUGCCGGUGCUCUCAAACUCCUCAGAAAUAUGGAGUCUUGUGGCCAUUUUAUGCCUGAUGUUGUCAUUUAUAGCACCAUCAUUGAUAGUCUCUGUAAAGACCAGUUAUUACCUGAGGCUCUCCAUCUUUUCAAGGAGAUGAAAGUCAAGGGAAUUACCCCUGAUGUUGUCACCUAUACUACCUUAAUUCGAGGUAUGUGCACUUUGGGGCAACAGAAAGAGGCCCAAGAAAUGCUGACUGAGAUGUUGAGGAACAACAUAACUCCUGACAUUGAGACCUACAGCAUGUUGAUUGAUAUGUAUUGUAAAGAUGGCAAGGUUGGUGAAGCACGACACAUAUUUGAAUACAUGACUAAGAGAGGUUUGGUUCCCAAUAUCAUCACUUACAGUGCUCUGUUAGACGGAUAUUGUUUACGCGGUGAGAUGGACGAGGCAGAAAACCUUAUGGAUUUGAUGGUUGAAAAUGGUUGUAAACCUAAUGUAAUUACUUACAGCAGCUUAAUCAAUGGCUAUUGCAAAUCUAAAAACAUUGACAAAGCUCUUGGUCUGAUCCAAGAGAUGCAUUUUAACGGAUUAACCCCUGAUGUUAUCACGUACAACACCCUUAUAGAUGCUUUGUGCAAGGAUAAUCAGCUCAAGCUUGCACACCAGUUUUUCAAGGAAAUGGAAGCUCAUGGACUAAAGCCAGAUGUAAUAACUUGGAACUCAUUACUUGAUGGCAUGUGUAAGAACGGACAAUUUGACGAGGCAAUAGCAACAAUGAAGCAAAUGGAGAAUACUGGGGUGGUCCCUAAUACUGUUACAUACAAUAUUCUAAUGGAUGGUUUGUGUGAUGCUAAGCGCCUUAGAGAAGCGGUUGACAUCUUCUCCUUUCUCACAAAUAAAGGGCUGCAUGAUGUGUGUGCUUACAACAUAAUGAUAAAAGGGUUUUGUAAAGAGGGGUUGCUAGCAAAAGCCGAUGAAUAUUUUAAAAAUAUGGAAGACAAUGGUUUCUUUCCAAAGGAACGCACUUUCAAUACAAUCAUUAGAGGAUUUAUAGAUGGAAAGGAUGUUAGGAGAGCUUUAGAGCUUAUCAGCUUAAUGAGAAACAAAGAGUUUGCUGCUGAUAAUCACACUAUAUCGUCAUUUGUAGGCCUACUCACUGAUCCAAAUAUCGAUGAUGCAGACAAGGAAUUGCUAAAAAAGUUUUUGGAAAACUGAGCAAGCAAUAAUCAGAAAAAAAAAAUGGAAGGAGCAAUGACUAAAGCAUAUAUAUUAUCAGCUGUGACAGAGAUGUGUACACAGAUAUUGUGAGUGACUUGUAAAUCAGUAAGUCAUAUAUUUAAUGUGCUUUUGAUUAAUUGUAGGAAAAAGCAUUAACAUCUGUGAUUUCGAACAUUUGAUUUUACUUCUUUCUUGUAUGGUGCUCAUGGAUGCAGAUAUUGUAUUUUGUAUCCAUUUGCGUGUUUUUAUUGUAGUGAAAUUGAUAUGAAGUCUUGAGUGUUACCUGUAAGUUCUUGAAAACUUAUAAGGGCUUUUGAAGCUAGCAUGAAUGUGUAACUUAGCAAAUGACAUAGUGUAAACUGCUAAGGGAAACAUGACAGCAAAAAUUGUGAAAUCUUUUGGUCUAUCAUCUACUGAAAACUACUAUCCACAAAUGUAUUAAUUUAGCUAGUCAGGACUCAGGAAUACAUUGCUUAAGUUCAUAACUCUUUUAGUCUAAAAUUACAAUCAUUCUAUCCCGACUGCACGCACUGCCUACAAAUCGUCAAACAAUAAUCAAAGACAGGCCUCGGUUAAACUUAAACAAGCCAACAGAUGCAAUAUCAGUACUGCAGGGAUCUCCUAGUCUGUUUUACCAGCAGCCAGGCUCAGCUUUGAGCUUAGAAGUACUAAUUCAGCAACAAAAGCCUUAUAUAACAACAUUCGCUACAAAGCAUCUGGACUCUCUUCUGAUUAAGUGUAAUUUUAUCUAGUCCCUGCCUCCCUGGUAUGUAUGAAAUAGCUGCAAAUCAGAACUUGUGUUGGAAAAGGAAAAGUUAACAAAAUUAUUUGAUUAUUUUCUUACUGUGAUUACCGGCA
Chenopodium quinoa (quinoa) is the source of this 2854-nucleotide messenger RNA. Its product is annotated as putative pentatricopeptide repeat-containing protein At1g12700, mitochondrial. Bases 92 to 1993 code for a protein of 633 amino acids. The transcript has a single exon. NCBI's taxonomy places the organism in Eukaryota, Viridiplantae, Streptophyta, Magnoliopsida, Caryophyllales, Amaranthaceae. The record is from RefSeq and is a predicted model, not a curated record. Gene Ontology annotation, molecular function: protein binding.